CCUCUCAUCCACAGCUGGGACUUCUGGCACGACAGACAGGAGCGGCUCAGUUCAUCUUCUGGCGCCGACGGUGAGAGCCAAUACGAGGAUCGACUAGAAUCCCUAGCCGAGAUCAGCGAUGUGAAAGAGUUCUGGAGCGUCUUCAACAACUUCGACAUCUCCAAACUCAAGCUUCGCGAUUCGAUCCACCUCUUCCACAAAGGCGUCAAGCCGAUCUGGGAGGACCCGCGCAAUGCCCGAGGCGGCAGCUGGACGUUCCGUAUUGCUACAGAGAAGGCGCCAGAGUUCUGGAAAGAGGUGUGUAUGAUGGCGAUUGGCGAGCAGCUCCAAGCGGCCGUCGAGGAUCCCACCCGACAGACUUUCCGCGACGACAUCUGCGGCAUCAGUCUGAGCGUCCGCACCAAAGCCAUGCUGGUUCAGGUUUGGAACCGCGAUGGUGAUCACCAGAAGGGAAUCGAGGAGGUUAGAAAUACAGUCAUGGAAGGACUUUCGGAAGAGUUGAGACCUCAAGAUGAUAGAUUGGUCUACUACAAGAAGCACAGCGAGCACAACGGAUUU
Molecule: messenger RNA, 558 nt
Organism: Dissoconium aciculare CBS 342.82
Lineage: Eukaryota; Fungi; Ascomycota; Dothideomycetes; Mycosphaerellales; Dissoconiaceae
Product: translation initiation factor eIF4e
Exons: 1
Biological process (GO): translational initiation
Cellular component (GO): eukaryotic translation initiation factor 4F complex
Molecular function (GO): translation initiation factor activity; RNA 7-methylguanosine cap binding
Source: RefSeq, a predicted model, not a curated record